AUGCCGGAACUUGGAGAGAAGCUUCGCCUGAUGAAUGGCUCGUCUCAUCACAGCACGGAAAGCACCAGCAGCAGCAGUCGUCAGCAUCGCUCCUUUUCCUCCUCAUCCGCUAGACGGCACCGAAGAUCCUCGAGUCGAAGCAGCUCCAAAGCCUCUCACUUAACGGAAAUGGAAGAUAAGAUGGAGCGAAUGCAGCCUCCUUCUGAUUCGCCAUCGCCAUCACAGGAAUCGUCACCCAUCACCCGAAGGUCUUCUAGCAGACGAAGCGGUUCAUCCAACAGACGUAGCGGCUCAUCCAACAGACGAAGCGGUUCAUCCUCGCGUACUCAAAGCGGCUCAUCUCGAAAGCGCUCGGGUCGAAGUUCUACUAGACAAAGGGAUGGCAGCAAGAAAUCAGAUGAUGCUCUGAGUCUUCCGGCGGGUGUGGAUCCGAAUCUAUCCGAUGAGGAUUGUACUCCUGGCGCCCAUCGCGUGGGUAGCUUUGGUCAUGUCAGCACGUUAUCGCCCGCCUCAUUUGAACACAAUGAAAGCACGGAUGAUCAAAGCUUUUCCACGGCUAGCAGAAGUUCUGGAACGAGCAGUGUUGGUGCCGGAGCUACCAUUAGAUCCUCUACUACUAGUGGUACUACCCUUGCUCCAAGUACCUUGGAUUCCGUAUCGGAACACAAAACAAUGGUCCAAGCAGUUGUGGCUAAAGACUACGAAGAGGAACUGGAAGCCGCACGAGCGCAAGGACGACAGGAGGCGCUCCAGGACCUUACCAGCAGCCACACCAGGCAAACAGUAACCACAGGUGACCUUGCGGUGGCGGUGGCGGCUCCUGAUGAUGACGAGAAGAGCAUUGAUCCAGCCGAAGUGCAACGGAAAAAGAAGAAAAAGCGCCGGAAUAUGAUACUCUUGUUCUUGGUCAUCCUAGCUCUUGUGGUGACGGCCACCAUGUUACUUGUUGGGGGGGGAUCAGAUGCACCGGAUCAACUGGAGACUGCGGAAAAUUCCAACGCCAAGGUGGUGGUGGUUUACAAUCCUCCUACCCAGGAAGAAUGCCAAGCCAUUGCCAACGGUACUUUUUUGGGCGAUCAGCAAUCCUUGAUCCAAAGGUCCUUUGACAUUCGCAUCGACAUGACCUUGGCCAAUGAAUAUGACUUUGGUGCCCUUUAUAGCGCCAUGAUGAACCAUAUCCAAGAGAAAUUGAUACCCAUCAUGGCAGGGUGUGGAGCAAUUGACUUUUUCGAUACCACCAUGGCCAUUUCGGACGAACUCAAGAAUACCACAAACUCGAUUGUCAAUGGACAGGUUUCGAAACAAUCCGAGGAGGAAUGUGUACAAGGCAGCGAAAACUGCAAAAGCUACAUACUCGUACUGGAUCUGUACCUGAAGGAAGAACAGUCCAGUGCCAGUCUGAUGGAGGUGAUUUCAAGUACCGUGACUGGUGACGAACUUGCCAAUACACUUGGGUCGAUCGUUCCAGUACAAUCGGCGUCUGUUCCUUGGAUCGUUCCAUCGGGCAUGGAGGGUGCCACGGUAACUCCAACAGCGUCGGAUCUCAUCAUGAUUGUACCUACUACUACACCCACCCUCGCCCCGACCAAAUCUCUGGCUCCUGGAACUACAGCAAAUCCAACUGUUCCAGUUAUCAUCACAGCUGUACCAACGCAAUCUCCGGAUGAUUCAGAUGUGGCCCCCAUUUCAACCAUGGCACCCACUCUGGCCCCGACAAUUACCAGACCUCUGGCUACUCCAGGAACUACACCAGCCCCUACUACGAGCAAGCCAACUACAUCAUUUCCCAAUCUGUUCCAGCCAACAACGGACCCAGGACUAAGCAGCCCAACGAAUGCUCCCAUUCAAGCUCCCACACAAGGUCCUGAUUCAAAUCCAGCUCUUUCCCCCAGUCCUACAAGAAGGCUAACUCCAGCUCCUACUGUAAGGAAUCCAGGAGGUCCAACGGUGGUCCCACGGAAUCCAACCAAAGCCCCGACCAUAAACCCCACAAAUAAUCCAACCAAGGCACCUACCAAGGGCCCAUCCAAGGCGCCAACCAAGACACCAACCAAGACACCUACAGAUGCACCUAGUUCCAGUCCAAGCAUCUCGACACCAGUCCCAACAGUGGCGCCCACUUUGGCACCUGUUCCAGCUCCCACCGAGGUCCCUAGUGUCGCUCCAAGCAAAGCUCCUACACCGCCCCCGACUCUCCCACCUACGCCUCCUCCUUCUCCAUUACCGUCCAUGGCACCAUCUACAGCACCAUCCUUGGCGCCUCAAAACUGCUGCUCGACUGGUUCUCAAGUUUGUGACGUGACGAAUCCACUUUGCCAACUUGCAUUGACCUGCAUAACAACUUGCUUUGCCAAUUGGAUCUAA
Molecule: messenger RNA, 2364 nt
Organism: Cylindrotheca closterium
Lineage: Eukaryota; Bacillariophyta; Bacillariophyceae; Bacillariales; Bacillariaceae
Source: the annotation of a GenBank genome assembly